UCCGCUGUAGCUCAGGUGCUUGACGCGAGUGCUUCUGUCCCGGCCCAUGCACCGGUGACCAAGCUCAUGCUUUCCCCGUUAUUUGUUGCGGGAUCUCACAGCAGCAGACCUCUCCAUCAUGAUUUUGUUCGGCUUCGGUUAUGUGUCUUAAGGAGCGGGGAGUGCAUUGCAAACCUUGGUCCCUUGUUGAAGAUUCUCGAUGAACGCUGGCGGGGACAGAAGCAAAGUGAAGACGACCGGUCCGUUGACUCGAUUGAAUACACCCCUGUAUCAGUCUGUGUACUGUUUCGAGUAGUAUAGCUGCAAGCGAAGAAGGGAAU
Aspergillus fijiensis CBS 313.89 is the source of this 320-nucleotide messenger RNA. RefSeq lists its product as uncharacterized. The annotation marks the transcript as partial. The transcript has a single exon. The record is from RefSeq and is a predicted model, not a curated record. NCBI's taxonomy places the organism in Eukaryota, Fungi, Ascomycota, Eurotiomycetes, Eurotiales, Aspergillaceae.